Galeopterus variegatus (Sunda flying lemur) is the source of this 701-nucleotide messenger RNA. Its product is annotated as probable methyltransferase TARBP1. The transcript has 5 exons. NCBI's taxonomy places the organism in Eukaryota, Metazoa, Chordata, Mammalia, Dermoptera, Cynocephalidae. Bases 63 to 701 code for a protein of 212 amino acids. The record is from RefSeq and is a predicted model, not a curated record. Gene Ontology annotation, molecular function: tRNA (guanine) methyltransferase activity. Gene Ontology annotation, biological process: tRNA methylation.
UGUCUUUGGGUGUAUGGAAAUGCGUUUUGUGUUUUGAUGUCAGGGAUGUCAUUCAGUGUACCAUGAUCACACACCAGAUCCUACUGAGAGGGGCAGCCCAGUGCUACCUUCUUCAAACAGCAAUGAAUUUGGUGGAUGUGGAGAAAGUGUCACUUUCAGAUGUCUCGGCUUUUCUCAUGUCUUUGAGACAAGAGGAGUCCUUGGGACGAGGGACUUUAUUGUGGACAGAGCUCUGUGACUGGUUACGUGUAAAUGAAAGCUAUUUUAGGCAGUCCUCAAAUUGUACCUCUGUUGGACUUCAUGAAACAUCUUUAAAUGCUUAUGUGAAGAACCUAGUUCAGGAAUAUGUUAAGUCACCUGCUUGGGAAACAGGAGAAAACUGCGUCAUGCCGGAUUGGUUUGAAGCCAAGCUUAUUGCUUUGAUGGUCUUGCUGGCAGUGGAUGUGGAAGGAAUGAAGACUCAAUAUAGUGAAAAGCAGCGGACACAGAAUGUGUUGAGAAUCUUCUUAGACCCUCUUCUGGACGCCCUGAUGAAGUUUGGUACAAACGCCUACGUGCCCUUGCCAAAGACUGACAGAUGCCUCCAGCUUCUGCUGAAGUUACUGCACAUGUGCAUGUCGAAAGGUCCCAGGACCCAAGAUGGUGAGGAUAAAAGGUUUCUGUUGGCGUCUUGCUUGGUAUGUCAUUGGUAUUUAGAAUGA